Messenger RNA from Drechmeria coniospora, 1140 nucleotides. RefSeq names its product alpha-ketoglutarate-dependent taurine dioxygenase. Gene Ontology annotation, cellular component: cytoplasm. The record is from RefSeq and is a predicted model, not a curated record. The coding region runs from base 1 to 1140 and encodes 379 amino acids. The transcript is spliced from 3 exons. Lineage: Eukaryota; Fungi; Ascomycota; Sordariomycetes; Hypocreales; Ophiocordycipitaceae. Gene Ontology annotation, molecular function: 2-oxoglutarate-dependent dioxygenase activity.
AUGGCGCCAUCACUCGUCGAGGCGACGACGACGACGGGCAGCACGACGGCCGAGCUGAGGACGUACAAGCUUCAAGCCGGCCAGUACAAGGAGCUUGACGGCCACAGCAUAGAUUACGAUGUCGAGACGGGCAGGAAAGGGGGCAGAGGCGCCAAGUACCCUCACUACCUCCCCACCUGGGACCGCGAGCAGCAUUACCCGCCUCUCGAACCGUUUGAGCAUUACGAGCACGGAAGAGACGCCGAUCCAGCCUUCCCCAACCUCCUGCCCAAGGGAACGGAGGUCACAGACCUCACGCCCUUCAUCGGCUCCGAGGUCAAGGGCAUCCAGCUCUCGUCCCUCAGCGACGAGGCCAAGGAUGAGCUCGCCCUCUUCGUCGCCCAACGCAAGGUCGUCGCCUUCCGCAGGCAGGACUUUGCCGACCUGCCGAUUUCCGACGUCCUGCGCUACGGUGCCUACUUUGGCCGCCACCACAUCCACCCGACCUCCGGUGCGCCUGAGGGCUUCCCCGAGAUUCACCUCGUCCACCGCGGCGAGACGGACACGGGCGCGCAGGAGUACUUCAAGACGAGGACGAGCUCCGUCGCGUGGCACUCGGACGUCUCGUACGAGCAGCAGCCGCCGGGAACGACCUUUCUCUACAUCCUCGACAAGCCCACGACCGGCGGCGACACGCUCUUCGUCGACUCCGUACAGGCCUACAAGAGACUGAGCCCGUUGUUCCAGGAGCGGCUCCACGGCCUGCGGGCCACCCACUCGGGAAUCGAGCAGGUCAACGCGGCGGCGGCGGCGGCCAGCAUCAAGCGGAGGGAGCCUGUCGUGAACGACCACCCCCUCAUCCGCACGCAUCCCGCGACGGGUGAAAAGGCCAUAUUCGUCAAUGAUCAGUUCACACGCAGCAUCGUCGGACUCAAGCAGGAAGAGUCGGACGCGCUCCUGAAGUUUCUGUACGACCACCUCGCCUACGGUGCAGAUUUCCAGGUCCGUGUCAAGUGGGAGGAAGGCACCGUCGUCGUCUGGGACAACAGGGUCACCCAGCACAGCGCCAUCGUCGACUGGGAGAACGGCCAAAGGCGACACCUGGCCCGCAUGACGCCGCAGGCUGAGCGACCGUACGAAACGGCGUUUGAGAGGUCAUGA